This is a messenger RNA of Bursaphelenchus xylophilus (pine wood nematode), 1631 nucleotides long. NCBI's taxonomy places the organism in Eukaryota, Metazoa, Nematoda, Chromadorea, Rhabditida, Aphelenchoididae. The record is from the annotation of a GenBank genome assembly.
AUGCAGUUCAAUGCCACCGAUACGUAUCCGGUAACUGUGGAUAUUGUCCGACAACUUGUUCCAUCUCGAUCCUUUCCCACUCAAUCCAAUCGCUUUAUAAAUUCGUUGGAUUUUGACGACUCUGGAAAGUUUUUGUUGUCUGCGGGGGAUGAUGACCAGUUGAUGUUGUACAACAUUAUGACCGGGGAUUUCUUUCGAGCUGUAAGUGUUUGAUUUCUUUCUUUGAAUUUAGAACAAGGAUUUGAGAAAUUCAACGAGUUUUCGAUUUCUCUCUCAAACUUGAGGGUCAAGUGUAAUAUCGCUUGCGGCCUCAGAAUUAAGUCCUUUUUAUAAUGCAAGUAAUAGCUAGAUUACAACUUUAUUUAGCUUAUAAUAACCUUCGUUUGAAAUGCACGGCGAUUUUGCUACAAUUUUAUAUUAUUUUAGAUAACAAGCAAGAAGUAUGGAUGUUCUUGUGCCAGGUACCUUCAUUCCGAUCAGCAUGUUGUUCAUGCUUCCACGAAGCGAGAUGGUAAGCCUGUUAAUUUUUUUGCAUUGUUUUUUUUUAGAUACAAUCCGGCUGCUUUCACUUUACGAUCAAAAGUACAUCAGAUAUUUCCAAGGCCACAAAGAAACGUAAGAUUCUUGUCAUUUUCACCUCGCUUUUGAGUUUCCAGAUAACAUAACGUAUUUUACCUUUCAGAGUGACUGGUCUUUCCGUCUCACCAAUUGACGACAUGUUUAUCACGUCUUCUAAAGAUCGUACGAUCCGAUUUUGGGAUGCGAAACAAGAAGUGUGCGCGGUAAGAGUUUUAAUAAAUUUUUUCGGUUAUUAGGAGAUUCAGUAUGACACGGUUGGCAUUUUAGGGUGUCAUGAACCUGCCAGAAGCCGGAGCCGUGGCUUUUGACCCGGAAGGAUUGGUUAUUGCAGUUGCUAUUGGUUCCGAGCAGAUCCGUUUGUACGACAAGCGUUCGUACGAGAAUGUAGGUGAACUUAUUGUCUUGGAAUUGAUAGAGUAGUUGGUGUGUGGACUUUCCUCACUUUGCGAACAAUUUUUGACAAAUUUCCGCCGCUUUAUGACCAAGCGUUGACUUUAUAUUACUUUAGGGUCCAUUCAUCUCGUUUGAUCUCGGCGUCAUCAAAGAUACCCAAUGGACGAACAUCAAAUUCUCGGAAGAUGGAAAGUCAAUUUUAAUCAUGACCUCUGGCAAUUAUCAUCGACUUAUUGACGCGUUCAAUGGGGGUAUCACUCAUUCCUUGACUGGCCACACCAAUCAUAGUGGAGCUGUUCUGGAUGCCUGUUUUUCGCCAGAUUCUCAAUUUAUUUUUUGUGGUGGGACUGAUGGAAGGAUUACCGUUUGGAGCAGAGAAGAUGGCACGAUUGUUCAUCAAUUUAAUUCGGAUCAAAGAGAUCCAGUCCUGCAUUGUUUAUAUAAUCCAUUCUAUCAUAUUAUGGCCUCUGCUGGCCUGAGCACGGUAAGUUUUAGGGUUAAAGCCGUUGAAUUUUGCAAUAGUAGGGGUUUUCCGGAGGUUUGAAAAGAAUUUUUAUAUUCUCCAUGAAAUUUCAACCUAAAGUAAUAUAAAUUUGCUCAUAAUUUUGGUGGAUUUGUGUAAAUGAAUGUCUUUUCAGAAAUUAUGGACCCUCCAAUGA